AUCCGUAACUGUCUUCACUGGUCGCAUUCAUCAUCAAGUAAGGUUUUGUUACGGUUUUCUUCCAUCGAAGGAGAGUCGGACCAAAAUGCAGCGUGGUCAUUUCCAUACAUGUUUAUUGAACGACAAAAACACGAACAAUACAAAAUCAACAAACGGAACGUGAAAACCUAUACAGCCUAUCUGGUGACAACUAACACAGAGACAGGAACAAUCACCCACAAAAUACUCAAAGAAUAUGGCUGCCUAAAUAUGGUUCCCAAUCAGAGACAACGAUAAUCACCUGACUCUGAUUGAGAACCGCCUCAGGCAGCCAUAGACUAUGCUCGACACCCCACAAAAACCCCAUGACAAAAACGUACCACAAUAACCCAUGUCACACCCUGGCCUGACCAAAUAAAUGAAGACAAACAUACAUACUUCGACCAGGGCGUGACAGGUUUACAUUACUUUUAUACACUGAGUGUACAGAACAUUAAUAACACCUGCUCUUUCCAUGACAUAGACUGGCUCCUGACUAAAGAGAGAGACCAGCUACAGACCAGUUAUAACAACCUGACUAAAGAGAGAGACCAGCUACAGACCAGUUAUAACAACCUGACUAUAGAGAGAGACAGCUUACAGACCAGUUAUAACAACCUGAUGAAGGAGAGAGACCAGCUACAGACCACUAAUAACAACCUGACUAAAGAGAGAGACCAGCUACAGACGAGUUAUAACAACCUGACUAAAGAGAGAGACCAGCUACAGACGAGUUAUAACAACCUGAUUGAAGUGGGAGACCAGCUACAGAUAUGUAAUAAUAACCUAACUAAAGAGAGAGACCAGCUACAGACGAGUUAUAACAACCUGACUAAAGAGAGAGACCAGCUACAGACGAGUUAUAACAACCUGAUUGAAGUGGGAGACCAGCUACAGAUAUGUAAUAAUAACCUAACUAAAGAGAGAGACCAGCUACAGACCAGUUAUAACAACCUGACUAAAGAGAGAGACCAGCUACAGACCAGUUGUAACAACCUGAUUAAAGUGAGAGACCAGCUACAGACCAGUUAUAACAACCUGACUAAAGCGAGAGACCAGCUACAGACCAGUUAUAACAACCUGACUAAAGAGAGAGACCAGCUACAGACCAGUUGUAACAACCUGAUUAAAGUGAGAGACCAGCUACAGACCAGUUAUAACAACCUGACUAAAGAGAGAGACCAGCUACAGACCAGUUAUAACAACCUGACUAUAGAGAGAGACAGCUUACAGACCAGUUAUAACAACCUGAUGAAGGAGAGAGACCAGCUACAGACCACUAAUAACAACCUGACUAAAGAGAGAGACCAGCUACAGACGAGUUAUAACAACCUGACUAAAGAGAGAGACCAGCUACAGACGAGUUAUAACAACCUGAUUGAAGUGGGAGACCAGCUACAGAUAUGUAAUAAUAACCUAACUAAAGAGAGAGACCAGCUACAGACGAGUUAUAACAACCUGACUAAAGAGAGAGACCAGCUACAGACGAGUUAUAACAACCUGAUUGAAGUGGGAGACCAGCUACAGAUAUGUAAUAAUAACCUAACUAAAGAGAGAGACCAGCUACAGACCAGUUAUAACAACCUGACUAAAGAGAGAGACCAGCUACAGACCAGUUGUAACAACCUGAUUAAAGUGAGAGACCAGCUACAGACCAGUUAUAACAACCUGACUAAAGCGAGAGACCAGCUACAGACCAGUCAUAACAACCUGACUAAAGAGAGAGACCAGCUACAGACCAGUUGUAACAACCUGAUUAAAGUGAGAGACCAGCUACAGACCAGUUAUAACAACCUGACUAAAGCGAGAGACCAGCUACAGACCAGUUAUAACAACCUGAUUAAAGAGAGAGACCAGCUACAGACCAGUUGUAACAACCUGAUUAAAGAGAGAGACCAGCAUCAGAGGGAGACAGAAAAGCUGAAGAUCAAAGGAAACACUUCAAUUUACUGAACAAUUGGAAAUUACUGUCUAUAUUACAUAAUACAAUAACAACUAUAUUACUUUGAGAGAGUUAGAUCACUUAUUUCAUCCACUAGACUUAGAUUACUGCAUUUUUACUCAAAAUGGCUAAUAUUUGGGGAGAGAAAUAUGAUGGUGCAUGCUGGAAGACGUUUAGAAGUUUGUUAGUGUUGAAGAAUUGAUGCCGGUGUAGUAAAGGGAGGGACUGGUUUAUAAAUAGUUGAUAGUAGUCUUCAAUGGGAGACUAGGUAGUAGUAGUAAGCAGCCCAGAAGUACUAGUAGCAGUACAUUGCAGAAGUAAUAGUGAAUGUUUUAGAUAGGUAGGCCAUGGGUUAGCUAUAGUAAGCAUGGUUGCUAUUAUAGUUUGGUUAGUGAAUGGGGUUUUGUUAUAGUGGGCUAGUUUAGUGGGUAUGGGUUAGUUGUGCGACAUAAUCAGUUUUAUAUGCUCCCCCAGUGCUAUAACUUGAUUGGUUGAACAUAUUUCUGUUCUGAUUUCAGAUUUCAUAUGCUCUAAGUUUUUGUCCAAGCUGUUGGGAAAAUGGUCAAAAUGUUGAAUAUUUGUAAAACUUAAGAGAAAGUAGAUGUUGUGGUUACUAAAACAGCAGUAUCUCAAGAUACAGGUACUCUAGCGUUAGCUACUCUACCUGCAGUCUUCCAGUCACUGCACUAACGCUAGUUAGCAUUGGCUCGCAAAACUAACUCUAACUUCCUUCACACAGGACGCAGAGUCAUGAAACUGUUUUCCAUGAGUUCAUCUGACUCUGUGGAAGUAAAUAAAGGACGUAGCACUCUAAAACAUAAUGAUUCAGAAAUGUUUCAAGUGAAACUUUUGCGAUAUCAAGCCACAAUAAUUUGCAUAACAUUUUAAGGACACAAUGUCAACUAUACACGGUGGGAGACAUUUUAAAUGCUACUGCAAUUUAACCAUUCCAGCUACAAAAAUAAAAUCAACUUUAACAUUUUACAAAUAUUUAUAAAUUAUAACUAUUUAAAGUUGCUUAAAUUAGCAUAAAAUCACCCCCAACAGUAUUAGUAUCUUUUGAACCUUUAAAGAUACAGACACCACAUCAAUUAUCACUUGUUCAGGCUAUAAAUAAAUCAAUCACUCAAUUAAUCAAACUACUUUUUCAAUUAUAACCAGUCAUUACCAUUACUACUGCAGUCACUAUCAUUACUAUAACGUAUUUAACAAACACAAAUACAAGCUAGCAAGCAUGCGCAUUUUAAUUUGGAAAUGUACAUUUUCUAGUUUCUCUGUUCUCAGUUCAUCCUCAGGUAUCCUCCUCUCCUUCCUUGUCAGCUGGUGAUUUAUUCAGAGGUCCCUAAUUCAACAGGGCCCUAAUCUUCAAAAAGUCCUGUCAACCGCAGGCUAUGCUUACAACAAUCAAACAGGUACUUUCUCUAUUCAAACAUUCUUCGCUAUGACC
Messenger RNA from Oncorhynchus keta (chum salmon), 3407 nucleotides. Its product is annotated as centromere-associated protein E-like. Gene Ontology annotation, biological process: intracellular mRNA localization. Gene Ontology annotation, molecular function: mRNA binding. Gene Ontology annotation, cellular component: nuclear outer membrane-endoplasmic reticulum membrane network; ribonucleoprotein complex; endoplasmic reticulum. Lineage: Eukaryota; Metazoa; Chordata; Actinopteri; Salmoniformes; Salmonidae. The coding region runs from base 640 to 1971 and encodes 443 amino acids. The record is from RefSeq and is a predicted model, not a curated record. The transcript has a single exon.